AUGCUGGCCAGCAGCUCUUCAAGUCCUGCGCUCGCAACAUCUCCCCAGGCCACACGACGUGAGGUGUCCGUGCCGGUGUAUGAGGGUGCUUCCCUGACCACCGAGUUUCCUCAGCUGGUCCGCCUGAAUGUGGGCGGUCGGAAGCUGAUGACUACCCUGGCCACCUUGCAGAUGGACUCCGACUCCAUGUUGGGUCUGAUGUUCAGUGGCAAGCUUCCUGUUCUUCGAGACGCCGAUGGCUGCUUCUUCAUCGACCGCGAUGGGAGGCAGUUCCACCACAUCCUCAACUACCUCAGAGAUGGCACCCUCCCUAUAGGCCUUUCCCGCGUGGAUCGCCUGGAGCUCCUCCGCGAGGCGGACUUCUAUGGGCUGAAGGCGCUCUACAGCUUCAUCGGUGGGCCCACAGUGCAGGCGGCAAUGAUGACGGGAGGUGGCACAGGCCUUUGGCUUCGAGGCCUCUGCCAUGACCUGGCAAAGGCGGAAGCAGCAGACUUCUCGGUGAACAGCCGGAGCCAUCGAGUUUAUGCGCGCCUACGCUACGGCCAAGAGUACAGUGGCGACUGGAUCGUAUCCUCCCCGAGGAACCUGCCACAUGUGCAGUACGAACUCUACGAUGCCUGCUUGGCGCGCGACCCCAUCACGGCGCUGAACAAGAUGGGUGCUGCAGGGUUCCGACCUUGUGUGGAACCGCCCACAGUGCCCGCGAGCACCUCGUGCCAAAACGAUGACUGGGAGAUCAUGCUGUACAAGGACGUCUGGCAGUGA
Symbiodinium sp. CCMP2456 is the source of this 765-nucleotide messenger RNA. NCBI's taxonomy places the organism in Eukaryota, Dinophyceae, Suessiales, Symbiodiniaceae. The record is from the annotation of a GenBank genome assembly.